This is a messenger RNA of Drosophila busckii, 1002 nucleotides long. RefSeq names its product cell wall protein SED1. The record is from RefSeq and is a predicted model, not a curated record. The coding region runs from base 10 to 1002 and encodes 330 amino acids. The transcript has a single exon. Lineage: Eukaryota; Metazoa; Arthropoda; Insecta; Diptera; Drosophilidae.
AACAGCAAAAUGAACGUUUUACUAAUUGCUUUAAUAAUAUUGCAUUAUGCUGCGAAUAUCGGCAGUGAAGUCUUAAUGGCAAGCAGUUCGAACCUUAUAUUAAGUAAUAUUAAAACUCGCGAGGAUUGGAUCAAUGCAGCUAAGGACUACAUAAGUAAUCAUAAGCCUUAUAAUGUCAAGAAAUAUAAGCCAUACAGCCCAACUAAAGAGAUAACUACAGUGAAGCCUAAUGUGGAAACUAUUGAAUCAACGACAACUACAGCAAUUAUAGAAUCUACUACUAUUUAUUCAACUACCAAUGGAUACACUAGCACCACUGAACUGCCGGAAGUGUCAACACUCCUGCUGAAUAUAAUAGGAGUUCCGACAGCAUUUGAAUAUACUACUACGCCGUAUGAAAGCAGGCCGGAAAUUACUGAGUAUAGCUAUUAUAGCACUACAAGCGAGCUACCAGCACUCAUAAACAGCACUGAAGCAACUACUCCCAUGGAAAGCACAUCUGAAAUAUGGGAUUCUACAACUGAAUUAUAUACCACAACUAAUUCAGUGCCAGUGGACUCUGUCACAGCAAUAACAACAGCUAAUCAAGAAACUACAACCGUUUCAUGGAGCUCAACAACUGAAAUACCUUUUAACAUAGAUGGUAUUACCACGCCUAUAUCUGAAAAUAGAGAUUCUACAACCGAAUCCAAUGAAGCAAGAGAAACUACAACUGAAUUUCUGAAUAUGGAGCCAAAUAUGUUAACAUCUGCAUUCGAAACAACAACAUCGAUAUGGCCAGAAAGCACCACAGAUACAUCCCAAACGACCACUGAGGAACCGUUCUUUGAGUAUGAAACCACUACAACUAAAACUUUAAUUGAAGAUGAAACAACUCCAGCAGAAGUAAUUUUAACAACAACUGGCAGAAAUUUCAUACUAAUUGGGGAUAAUGUAAAACCUAAGUCUAGAAAGUAUACAUAUUCGUCAGAUGUAAUGCCAGAGGAUGAUGAUUGGCUAUAA